This is a messenger RNA of Solanum stenotomum, 507 nucleotides long. RefSeq lists its product as uncharacterized. The record is from RefSeq and is a predicted model, not a curated record. The coding region runs from base 1 to 507 and encodes 168 amino acids. Gene Ontology annotation, molecular function: nucleic acid binding. Lineage: Eukaryota; Viridiplantae; Streptophyta; Magnoliopsida; Solanales; Solanaceae. The transcript has 2 exons.
AUGGAGGAUUCGAAUAGAGAGGUGCAGCAAAUUUUACAGAAAACAGUGACUGCGCAAAGGAAGGAUUGGUCUGAUAAACUAGAUGAUGCAUUGUGGGCAUAUAGGACUGCAUAUAAGACACCAAUAGGGACUUCUCCCUAUCACAUAGUAUUUGGGAAAGCCUGUCACCUUCCGGCGGAAUUAGAACAUCAAGCAUAUUGGGCAAUCAAGAAGUUGAACUUAGACCCCGAGCUAGCCGGUAAAGAAAGAGUGAAUCAGUUGCAUGUACUUGAGGAGUUUAGGCUCCACGCAUAUGAGAAUGCUAAGCUAUACAAAGAAAAGACGAAGAGAAAACUAAGGUUGAAGUGGAGUGGUCCUUUUGAAGUGGUCAGAAUGACGCAAUAUGGGGUUGAUGAACUUAAAGGUAAGACUGGCCUUACUUUCUUGAUCAAUGGGCAAAGGGUGAAACACUAUUUCGGUAAAGAUGCAGAUCAUGAUCGGGAAGCUCUUGAUCUAAAUGAUGAAUGA